AUGGAAAACUUACCUUCUAUUACACCUAUUCAACAUGCUUAUUCUCAAUCAGUUUCUGAUACAUCACAUAAUACCACUGACCCUAAACAACCACCUCAAACUGAUUGUUCUCAAUUGGUUUCUUCUAAUACACCAUAUAAAUUCACCGAUCCUCAAUCAACGUUUACUAAUGCACCAUAUAAAUCUGCUGAUCCUCAACCAACAUCUAACAAUACUAAUCCUCAAAAACAAUCUAAAAAUACUU
Messenger RNA from Racocetra fulgida, 244 nucleotides. The record is from the annotation of a GenBank genome assembly. Lineage: Eukaryota; Fungi; Glomeromycota; Glomeromycetes; Diversisporales; Gigasporaceae.